UCGGCGGGCGCUCGGGACCGGUGCGAGCCGCACGGUUAGCCGCCGGGACAGGGAAGCGCUUUCGGGCUGUGCUGACAGCGGCCCUGCGCCACCCCGACUGCGAAGUCUGCUGCCGACUCCGAGACGGCUCCCGUGGGUGGCACUUCCGAAGGCCCGAGGGGUCCCCGUCGGGGUGCUGAGCAGUAAGGAAGGGGGGGGCGGAUUAGCGUCAUCACACGGGGGACACGCCUCUUGCUCGCAGCCCCGCCUCCCCGGCCGCUCGUCUCCGCUCCCGCAUCACGGGGAGUCGGCGCCUCGCUUUCUGAAUUAGGCGAGAACGCCCCCGCACACCGCUCGCCCAGGGGCCGCCUGCGGGGGCACGGGCCUGGGGACGCGCCGGUCCUGCGGGCGGAGCCAGGACUCAACCUCCUGCCGGUGCCCCCGGGCACGUCUGCCUCAGUUCCCCGCGCUGAGAAAUGGGCGUAACAAGGCCCCGCUUCCCCGGAGGAUCGGAUGAGGUCACUUCUGAACCGCGGGCUAUUACGUAAAGGCGUUGCGGGGGGACCGGCCGAGAGAAGCCCCCAGAGGCCGCCCGGCGGGGAGCCCAGCCUCGGACGUGGCAAGCGGGCCGCCGGGGCGGGGCCGUGCCAGUUACCAGGGCCACGUGCCAGUUACCAGGGCCACGCGCGCGCUCGGCUCCCGGCUCCGCAGAGCGAUCCGCCACCCCCUCCCCCUUCCCCGGGGAGCUUCUAUCCCCGCCUUCUUCUCCCACCUAUCAGGCUUCCCGCGCUCGGCCCGUCCCCGCCUCUGAUUGGCCGGCGGGCGCGGAGGAGGCGGGCCCCCGACGCGGCUAGCGGUGUCGGCAGCGUCGCUAGCUCAGUGUCUCCGGGUCUCCGCCUGGGGCGGGUUGGAGGGUGUGAAGGGCCAGGCCGGGGCGCGAAGAUGCCCCAGGACGGUGUCGCCGGCGGCGCGCCUGGGCACGGGCAGGGAGCCCUGGCAGCCGCCGCCGCCGCCGCCGCCUCUGCCGCCGGAGUGGUCGGGCUCGGCGGCGGGGCGCUCCUGCCGAGCCCCGCGUUGGUGGCCUCCGUAGCUGCGCCCGUCCCGGACCCGCUAAGGCGCUUUGUGUUAUUCUUGGAAAAUUUCGCACCACUUGUGAAUUCCUUGAACCUGGGCAUUGCAAACCCACUUCUGUUGGGCCCAUCUCCUUUGCAGUUUGCUCAGAUUAAGACACAGUUGGCUCUACAACAGCUGAAUGCAGUUGCUUCACAUGGUUCAGCAUCACCUUAUUCUUUAUUAAAUCAAUCAUUCUUGAAAAUAGCCAUGUCGAGACCAAGGUUUACUCCUCGAGGACACUUUCCAGGUCAAAGGCCACAAGCACCUAACCCUUCUGGGAUGAAGCCUCAUGGAGGAUAUAUGAGAACUGAAACAAUGGGUAUACCAAGAUUACACCCAUCGGGAAGACCCCAUGGAAUUGCACAAAGAUUUGGAGGCCAUGAGUCUUACCAGAGCAUGGGCCCCCAUAGGACAAAUGUUCAGAUGAUGCAACACCGAACUGACCCAAGAUUGGCCAAAGAAAAAAUGGAUUUUCAUGAAGCUCAGCAAAAGAAGGGAAAACCUCACGUUGGUCAGUGGGAUGAUAGUCCUCGUCCAUCUGGAACAACAGGACUGAAACGUGGUUCUGCAACACACAUUACAGACCAGAAUCCUAAAGUACAUAGUCGCUAUACAAAGGAAAGCGCAUCAAGUAUUUUAGCAAGUUUUGGAUUAUCCAAUGAAGACCUAGAGGAACUCAGUCGAUAUCCAGAUGAACAAUUAACUCCAGAAAACAUGCCAUUGAUACUAAGGGAUAUAAGAAUGCGUAAAAUGGGGCGCUGGUUACCUAAUUUACCUUCCCAGAGAAGUGGUAAAGAAACCCUUGGUGGUGAGACAGUUUCAAGUAAUGUGAUUGAUUAUGGACAUGCCAGUAAAUAUGGUUAUACAGAAGAUCCAUUGGAAGUACGAAUUUAUGACCCUGAAGAACCGACUGAAGAAAAUAAGAAUGAAUUUCAGUCCCAGCAGAAUAUUUCUGUCUCUGCUCCAAAUGUGAUAUGUAAUACAAUGUUUCCAGUUGAAGAUUUGAUCAGACAGAUGGGUUUCCAAAGUGAGUCCUCCAAUAAUCAGUCAUUUUUCCCAGUUGAUAGUACAAACAAGAUGUCAAAUUUAAGCAUGACAGGACAAUCAGUCCUUGAACCAGUGAACUCUGUGAGCCAAUCUAUUAGUCAAGCAAUGAGCCAGUCACUUAUUUCUUCAAUGAGCCAAUCUCUGAUACCACCUCCUAUGAGCCAGCAGUCCUUUUCAGCUGAGUUAAUUACACCUGUAAGCCAACAGGAGAGGAUUUCGCAUGAACCUGUGAUUAAUUCAUCUAACAUGCAUAUUGGGUCUGGAGGUGGGAAAAAAAAUUACUCAUCAGAACCUGAUGCUCCUAUUCAAUCUCCAUUUGGAAUUGUAAAAGCAUCUUGGCUGCCCAAGUUUUCACAGGCAGGUGCCCAGAAGAUGAAGAGACUUCCAACUCCUUCUAUGAUGAAUGAUUAUUAUGCUGCAUCUCCAAGAAUAUUUCCACAUAUGUGUUCUCUAUGUAACGUAGAGUGUAGUCAUUUGAAGAAUUGGAUUCAGCAUCAGAAUACACCUGCCCACAUUGAGAGCUGCCGGCAGUUACGUCAACAAUAUCCCGAUUGGAAUCCUGAGAUCCUGUCUUCCAGGAGAGAUGAGGGCAAUAGAAAAGAAAAUCAGACUCCAAGGAGACGUACUCACUCAUCUAGUGCUAGUCCCCGCCGGUCUAGGGCACCAAGCUUUGGUCACAAGUUACGGCGAUCUCGAUCUAGAAGCCCUGGACGUUACAUGCAAAACAGACCAAGAAGUCGAAGUCCAAGAUGUUCACAUCGUUUCAGUCCUCGACACCGGUCUCGGUCACCACAUAGGUCUAGAAAUCCCCUCCGGGGCAGUCCUAAACCCCCAAGAUCUGCUAGCUCUGAGUGGACAUCAAGGAGACGGCCCAGGUCACCAGAUAAAAGAAGCUCAUUGGAAGCUGUGGUACAGAGUCUAGGACAUGGUUUUCCUGCAGAGUUCAGUAAGCAGAAGCACUUUGAAGUAGGUGGGAAGGGAAGAUCCUCAAGUCAGAAGAUUCUGAGCAGCGGUUCAAAACCACUUUGUAAGAAUGCAGGCUCAGCCAAGAGUGAGCCCUCUUCAGCCAGUCACUCUGCUCGCCAUAAGGUCAAGAAUCCUGAAGACGCCUGCUCGUCACAGAUGCUGGAGGAAAGUGUUCCUCAAAGAAAGCUGUGGGAAGAUGAAUCCUUGCGUUGUGAUACAAUUAUUCAUGUAUCAGAGUUACCAACUGAUGGCUACACUGAGCAAGAUAUUAUAAAAAUAGUUCAACCAUUUGGAAAAGUUAGUGAUCUCUUGAUUGUUCCAUCUAGAAAUGAGGCCUACUUGGAAAUGAAGUUUAAAGAGGCUGUGGCCGCCGCUGUGAAGUACUGUGAAACAACCCCCGUGCAGGUGAAAGGGAAGCGGGUGAAGAUCAGCGCCGCGGGAAAAAAGAAAUUACCGAGCACUGUCCAGAACAAAGAUGGGAAAAAAAUAGUUUCAGAGACAAAGAAACCAUCGACUUCAAAAAAAGAUACAGAUGCUUCAAAGGCUGAAUCUGUAAUGGCACCUUCCACUGGAAAGUCAUCAGUUAAAAAGUCUAUGAUUUCCGCAAGUGCUAAAAGUAAUAAAACUUCUAACAAAUCAGCAAAGCCUAGUGGAAAGAAGACAGUAGAAAGCAAAAAACCUAUAGAUCCCCAAAUUAAAGACUCUAAUAAGACUGUGACAGUGCCAGAAAAACUUAUACCAUUAUUGACUGAAUCAGAUCAACCUACCAAGACUUUAAUUGACAAAGAAAACAUUGAAAUAAGAAGCAUUUCAGAAACCAAGAGCAUUCCUGAAAGCAAAGCCGUUGAAGGUACUGCUAAAGAAAAUGCUUCAGGGAUCACUGAAAAUGAGGAUUCAGUUAGCAAGGAAACUGAAGAAAUGUGCAUUGUCCUUAUUUCAAAUUUGCCAAAUAAAGGAUAUUCUACAGAAGAAGUUUCCAAUCUGGCAAAACCAUUUGGUGGUUUCAAGGAUAUUUUAAUUUUAUCAUCUCAUAAAAAGGCGUACAUGGAAAUAAAUAGAAAAUCUGCAGACUCUAUGGUAAAAUUUUAUACCUGCUUCCCGAUGUCAAUGGAUGGAAAUCAACUUUUGAUAAAUAUGGCUCCUGAAAAUAUUAAUCUAAAGGAUGAGGAAGCUAUAUUUACAUCUUUGAUUAAAGAAUCUUCCCCUGAGGCCAAUCUAGAUACAAUUCACAGUCAUUUUGUACAUCUUGGCAACUUACCGGAGGAUGGAUACACUGAACAUGAGGUAGUUUGUGUUGGACUUCAAUUUGGAAAAGUGGAUCGCUAUGUGUUCAUAAAUAAUAGAAACAAGGUAAUUCUUCAGUUAGAUAGUCCUGAAUCUGCUCAGAAAAUGCACAGCUUCUUAAAGCAAAAUCCUUUUAACCUGGGUGAAAAUAUGUUGACCUGUACGUUGUCUCUGAAGACAGAGCCACCUGAGGUCGAAACUGAGAGAGAUCCAGAACCAGGAAAAGAGAGCCCUGACUUGAAAAACAAUCCAGUUGAUGAAAGUGAGGUGCAAACAGCAGCUGAUAGUUCCUCAUUUAAGCCUAGUGAAAUCAAGGAAGAGACCAUCCCAAAUUCCACCUUCCAAACAGAGCCUUCCACAUUGCAGGAAGAAACUUCCAAGGGAGAAAUUCAGAGAGGAGCAGUGUGUGAUUAUGACUUGGCUCCUGGCAAGGUGGAGGUGGAAAAACAGGUGGAGGAGACAGAGUUGAAGAAUCCUGAUGGCACCUCGGCCCUGGCCUACACAGAAGUAGCACAAGACAGCACAGAGAAUUCCAUUUUCACUCCGCAGGACAAUGUGGUUGAUCUGGAGAAGGAAGCUGAUCUAUCAUCAGGUCCCUCUGGUGGGGCAGGUAGAGAAGAAAGGGACAAUAAGCAAAAAGUAGAAGAGUUCUUCCCCGAGACCGAAGAUGCCCACAGCGUGGAGAAGGCUGGAAAUGCUCUUUCAGGGUCUGUUGGAGUGGCAGCAGGAGACAUGGAACUGCUUGAAACUGCUUCAGAGGUGGUCUCUCCUAUUUCUCCCAUGGUCACAAUCCAGGGAGUUUACACUGGGAAUGAGAAGUUGACAGUAAGCAAAGAGGGAAUCUAUGAUAAAAACACCCUGGAGGAGGACAAGGUGAUUGAAUUUAAGGACAUUAAAACUGAGCCAAAAGCUGCGCUGGAAAUAGGACUAGAGAAGGAGCCUGACAGAAACACGGCCGAGGAUGCAUUGGGUGUGGAGAAGCCUGAAAGGAUUGUCAUAGUGACAAGGGAGAAAAUGGCGGAGAAUACUGUGAUCAGGGAACAUGUGAAUAAAGGAGUGAGCCAAGCUAGUAAGCCUGACGAAACGAGUAAAACCAGUGUUCAGGUGGUGUCAAAUGCCUCCUGCAGCAAGCUGAGCUCCAGGCCCGGGGCUUCCACCCCAAACACACUUAAGACAAAGGUGACCGGUCAGAAAAGUGAAGUAAAAACAGAAGAUCAGAGGACUUGCUCAAAGCUUCUUCCCAAGAGCCAAGCAAGCAUGGAUAAGAAGCUCAUGGCCAAAGACAUGGGCUCUCUUAGACCUGCCAUUGCCAGGUCCUCCCUGGGUGAAAGCAGCAAAUCUAAAGCUUCCCCCAGCGGCGUAGCCAGAGGAGGCAGUGGGCGGACCUCAGUUCCACAAGACAAGGAUUACAGGGCUCUAGCAAAACAGUCUCAAGAAACAGAGACUAGACCUUCCGCCAUGAAACGGGAUGACAGCGGCAAUAAGACUUCUGCUGGGCAGAACACUAAGAACCCUAAAGGCAGCUCUGGUAAAACUGCCAAACCUAGAGAGGAAGAAGAGCUUUUCCCGUUUAAUUUGGAUGAGUUUGUUACCGUGGAUGAAGUUAUAGAAGAGGUGGAUCCUUCUCAAGUCAAGCAAAAUACACCAAAAGGCAAAAAGAAAGAACUUGCCAAGAAUCCUCCUUCCUCUGAAAUUAACUUAAAAAGAAGGAAGGGGAAAAGCUCAGUGUCCUGUGUUGCGGAGAAUGAGUUAUCUUUUGUGACCUUGGAUGAGAUUGGUGAAGAAGAAGAUGCAGCUGCUCACCUGACCAUAGAGUCUAACUUGGAAACUAAAGCUCUGGUCACUGUGGAUGAAGUUAAUGAUGAAGAGGAGCUAAAUGUGGAAGAAAUGGUGAAAAAUGCAAAUUCCCUUCUUACUUUAGAUGAGAUAAUUGAGCAAGAUGAUUGCACUUCCCAUGGGGAACCUAAAGAUGUCACUAUUUUGUCAGUAGAUGAAGAACGGGAUCUUUUGAAGAGAGAACCUCUAGUAACUGUGGAUGAAAUUGGGGAAGUAGAAGAGCUACCUUUAAAUGAAUCGGCGGACAUAAAUUUUGCUCCUAUAAAUCCUAAGGAAGAAGAAACUGCUGUAAGGGAGUCCAUUGGCUUUAUUUCUUCUCAGGUCCCUGAAGACCCAACUACUUUAGUCACAGUAGAUGAAAUACAGGAUGACAGCAGUGAUGUUCAUUUAGUGACUUUAGAUGAAGUGACAGAAGAAGAUGAAGAGUCUUUGGCAGACUUUAACAACCUUAAAGAGGAACUGAAUUUUGUUACUGUGGAUGAAGUUGGGGAAGAGGAAGAGGGAGAGAAUGACUUAAAAAUUGAGACAACUAGGAAAGAUGUUUGCCUUAUGGCUAAAACAGGAGGCAUCAAGAAGAAAACUAUAGUUACCAAACAGGAGAAGCCUAAAGCUUUGCAUCAAAUAGGCCAGAUUAGUGAGGAGAUUAUAGAAAAAGACCCCAAAACUAUGACUGAACGGCAUUUAGCAGAGCAAAGCGUGUCCCAUGUUGCUUCACCUCAAGAAAAGGGGAUAAAGCCAGAGACCAAGCAAGAACACACAGCCAAAACUUCAGCUAAAAGGAGUCGAAGCAAGAAAAUGCCGUCCUCUGAGACAUCUGAUACCUCAGAACAGCCCAAACUGGAAGAAGCCUUGAAUACAGUUGAAGAAUCUGGAUCGGAAGAUGCAGAACCUGAGAAAAAGAGAAAGAAAGAUGAAGAGUCUUCAUUAGAUUUAGAUUUUCUUAUACCGAAGGCCGGUUUCUUCUGUCCUAUUUGUUCCCUCUUCUAUUCCGAUCAGAAAACAAUGGCAAAUCAUUGCAAGAGUGCGCGCCACAAGCAGAAUACAGAGAAAUUCAUGGCCAGGCAAAAAGAAAAAGAACGGAAAGAGGCGGAAGAGAAAAGCUCCAGGUGAUCAGGAGAAGAAUUCAUUAAGAAUUCAUUUAGGGUCCAGUUGAUUUUAUGUAUUUUGUUAUCACUUAAUUUGUAACUUUGUUUCAGAAGCAGAUAUUCAUGUUGUACAAAUUUCUGAUUGCACUUGAUGUAGAAAGGACUGUUGGGGGUGGGGGGCGGUGUGGGAGGGGGAGUAUGAUGGGUUUGAUUUUUAUAUCAAAUCAUCUGGCCUGGAGAAACAUCUUUUACAUACAAGUGUUGAAAUAAAUGUUGCUACUGUAUAUUUAACAGCACCUACUUGUGUUUGUUGUUUAUUGCUAAGGAUCUUUCUGUGAUUGCUGUGUCUUAAAGAAUUUUCUUGACUGACAAUCUUGUGAGUCAUCGUGGUAACAUUUAGUGUCCUGUUUUCAGAAAAUGACUGUACUUUAUCCAUUUCGGACCUGUGGUGUCAAAUUUCUUCAUGGGUUAGACUAAUUGGUCUAUUAGGGUAAUAAUCACCUGAGUAUCUGUCCUAACUUGGUAUGUGACAUUGUCCACCUCUAGUAGUUUCACUUGUUUUUUAGUAUCAUGGUGUUUAGUUUGGGUACGAGGUGACUGUUUAUUUUCUGCAUUGAAUCUUAACUGGUAACCCUUGGACAGCCCAGAAUUUUUGAGACCUACAUUUUAAGUAGUUCUCUCAAAAUGAGUAUUGCUUUUGUUAAAACUUUUUUUUUUUUUUUUUUUUUUUUUUUUGUCAAGUCAACUCAGAUUUUUCUCAUCUGGGAAUAUCUGUCAUAUUUUGCCAAGGCCCAGUUAUAUGACACAUAAACUAGCCAGUCAGUGUUUGUUAUCAGUUGGGAGGAUAAAGGGAGACAGCUUAUUACCAGCCUACUUACAAUGUUAGUUUUGAUGGGUAUCAAAGUGAUCAUACUUGCUAAAUAUGAAGUUAUAAAAAUAUAGUAAUGGCACAUUUAUCAAACAGGGAAUAAGCUGUUCACAUCAAUUAAUUUCCCUGAUUUAAAUGUCCUUUUUUAUUUUUUUAAAAAAAAAUAUGGGAGUAGUUAUUUGUAAAAUGUAUUCCAUAUUUUCCUGACUUAGAGUGUAUUGAGCUCAAUUUAGUCUUUUCCUGAUUACUUAGGUUUUCAGGAUAAGCAUAAAUUAUUCUGUUCUUGAAAAUAAUGUUUAUACUUAUAUUGUAAAGUUGAUGAGACCUUGGAAGUGAUUUUAUUGCAUUUUUACAUUUUACUUUGAAGUGUGAUUGUUUAUUUGAGUUGGGAAACUAGUUGCAGAAUGUUCAUUGGCUUAGCCAGAGUCAUCUCUUUAACUAGAAUAUAAACUUUUAGAGCAAUGAGUGUAUCUUAUUUGUGUCUCUCACUUUGUAAUGCAUUGCAGAUAACAGUAACCUUUGCCCCAGAAUGAGUAACCAUCAGAGAUGGUAACUUCAGAAAACAUUUAGUGAAUGCUCUCUCUGCCCUCAGUACUUUACAGAUCCUAUGGAAAGAUGUCUAUCAAAUUAAUUUAGGUCACCUAGGUUAUUAAGUAUAAGAGUAGAUAAGAUGGUACAGAUAGAAUAAAGUUAAAGGAUAGGUAGGAGAAGGCUUACAGCUAAUUAAGGGAUGCUUGAGUAUAGAAGGGAAUAGGUGCCAAGCAUUUAUUAAGCACCCACUAUGUGUAAAGCACUAGUUAGUAUUAAAGGGAAUUGAAAAAGACUGAUAGAAGGUAGUAUUUUAAUUGGGAAGCCAAGAUAGUAUAGAUGAGGAUAAGAAUUUCAAGCAUGGGGACAGCUGGUGAAAAUGCCUGGAGUUAGGAGGUGAAGUGUGUUGUGAAAAGAAGUGCAAGACAGUCAUUGCUGCUAGAUCACAGAGUAAGAUUUAAUUAUAGAAAAGAAGGAAAAGAAUUGGUGAGUUUAGUUUUGAAUGAAGUGGGAAGGACCUGGAAGAUAAUGUCAUGAGUGAAAAUACAAGCAGGGAGAUGAGCCUGUCUAGGUCAGAGGUACCCCAUUUUUGGAUUUUUUUUUUCUGAACUUAACACUUUAGACUGAACAUUUCCACAUAAAGGAGAGCAGAAAAUGAAGCUUGUACUUGAAACCACAAAUUUAUUACCACUUGUUUUUCCUUUAAGUGUAUAAUAAAUUCAACCUGUAACUUU
Sarcophilus harrisii (Tasmanian devil) is the source of this 9440-nucleotide messenger RNA. It is a transcript of the gene ZNF638, whose product is annotated as zinc finger protein 638. Gene Ontology annotation, cellular component: nucleus. The record is from RefSeq and is a predicted model, not a curated record. The coding region runs from base 493 to 7335 and encodes 2280 amino acids. The transcript is spliced from 29 exons. Gene Ontology annotation, molecular function: mRNA binding; zinc ion binding. Lineage: Eukaryota; Metazoa; Chordata; Mammalia; Dasyuromorphia; Dasyuridae. Gene Ontology annotation, biological process: RNA splicing; regulation of RNA splicing.